AUGUCGCAAGAGAAAGAAUUUUAUAGUAAAGUGUGUGUUGCUGGAAGCAUCAAAUUUAUCGUCGGCGAAGCAACUGAAGAAAACAUUCAACUGUCGGACCUUGACAAAUUUUCUUGUAAUCUAGCGACAAUACUAGCAAGAGACAAAGAAGUGGUGGCAGUGAACUUGAAAAUUUUACCCAACAAAUGCAAAGUUUACAUCGCUAAGAACAAUGCUUGGAAUGUUGAAGAUCUUGAGUAUCUCAACAAAGUUAAAGAAACCCUGAUAAAUGUGUCUAAAGAUGCUCCCAUGACGUUCAAACAGGCACUUAAUAGAAAUGAUAUGAGAGAUCUAUAUUUUGCUAUAAUGAAGUACUGUUCUAAAAAGCUCGAACAUAGAUUGAACAAACUUAGGAAUGAUAUGGCCAAUAAAGAAGGCAAGAUAGACGAUGAAUAUAUUCAGUCUUUCUUAGAUCAUGCUAAAAACAAAAAAAUCAACGCCGAUGAUAUAUAUAACGAUAAGAAAAAAUCCGCUAUAUCUAGGUUUUGUGGCGAGUAUUAUCAUACAGCAAAAGAUGAUCCUACAUUUCCGAAAAAAUUUCUAGGACAUAUUAAAAAGGUGGGAUCUUAUAUUGGGUCUUUGAUGGAUAUCACAAAUUGUGUAUUGAAAGAUAGGUACAAAACCUUAUUUUCUAGUAUAGAUAUGAAUCUAUUGGAUCCUAUUCAUGCCAAUCAACCCAUAUAUUCAUGGAAAGAUGUUGUCCAAAAAUUCUUUCAUGCUCAAGAAAAAGGAUAUGAAAAUUUCAAGAAAACACGUUUGAAAGAUUAUGUGAUAAGGAAUAGACUGGAAGAGAUAUAUGGUGGCGUAGAUAAGCAACUGGAGCGUGAAAAUGUUAGUCACAUAUAUUUACACGCAGAAUUGAAUGUAUUGACCAACAUAAUGAAUCAUGACAAGGAAAGAAAAUUUAUAGCAGUUUCCAAGAGAUGCUGUUAUUUAUGUGAAUCGUAUAUCAGAUUUGCACAAUCCAAAGGACAUAAUAUUGCCUUCUCUGGAUCACACAAGAAAUUGUAUCAUGGAUGGAAACUUCCAGAUGCCUUCAAGAAAGAAUUUAUGUCAGAUGCUCUAUUUGAUCUUGAUCAGAUCAUAGAGCGUGAAAUAGAACGUCAUGUUAGUAUAAGUACUAAGUCUGAUAGUGGUGCAGAAAGCGGAUCUGAUAAUCUAAAUUAUGAUGAUUUCGAAUUUGUUGAUGCUUUCGAAUUUUAA
Acaulospora morrowiae is the source of this 1242-nucleotide messenger RNA. Lineage: Eukaryota; Fungi; Glomeromycota; Glomeromycetes; Diversisporales; Acaulosporaceae. The record is from the annotation of a GenBank genome assembly.